This is a messenger RNA of Haliotis rubra (blacklip abalone), 689 nucleotides long. RefSeq lists its product as uncharacterized. Lineage: Eukaryota; Metazoa; Mollusca; Gastropoda; Lepetellida; Haliotidae. The coding region runs from base 1 to 492 and encodes 163 amino acids. The record is from RefSeq and is a predicted model, not a curated record. The transcript is spliced from 4 exons.
AUGGUCGGCUGUGUAUCUCUGUCACACAGUGUUAACGUGCUGUAUCUGUGUAUCAUUCAACAGGUUGUCCCUCUGGGUGGGUGUCCCUCUGGAUGGUAUGGUCGGCUGUGUACCCAGGAAUGUGGUAAAUGCUUCAAUGGAAGUGCUUGUGACAACAUCGAUGGCCAUUGUGCAGAUGGGUGUGACACUGGCUGGAUUGGCGACACGUGCACUACUGAUUGGAACCUUGUUGUCUGGGCGCUCGUGUCUGUAUGUGUCUUUCUGGGAUUGGUUGUGCUGGUUCUCGUGAUCCUCCUGGUCAGAUGUAGAAGAAUGGUCGUUACGAACAAGCAGAAGAAGACAGGCGUUACUGCUGGUGCCGUGAGAAACCCCACCUACGAGAAUGACACGGGAGAUGCAGGAGAUGGAAUAACCAGUGUGACCCAGCCGGAUCACGUGUACGAGAAGAUGGACCAUGUGCAGCCCCCUGUGUAUGAGACGCUACAUGCUUGAGAGGCACAAUAAGACAUCCCCGUAUACAGACGUAGCAUGUAUUGGGGUUCAUAUUGUGUAAAAGCUCAUGUACCACCCCAGUGUAUGACACACUACAUUUGUAUGGGGUCACAUUGUUUGAUGGUCUCCCAUCCGUCGGUAUGAGACAUUACAAAUUUAGGGGUGCAUUUUGUUUGCAAUGUAUAUAUUGUAGCCAU